AUGUCCUACGGCAGUGAGACGCCGCACAUUUGGAGUGGCUCUUCAGGCGGCGAAGUAUCUCCCUACGGACCCUUGUGGGACGCUCCACCAGCGCCAGUGCCUUAUCCAGACAUCCUGGCGUUCCCACCCGCCGACCUUGUGUGGUCGGCGGCAGGAUGCGGCCGUGGGGCUCGUUCGACCCCUGGCGGCAAGAAACCACGCCGUCGGGUCGCAUCCAUUGCUCAACGUCGAGCUGCUAACAUCCGCGAACGACGCCGAAUGUUCAAUCUGAAUGAAGCCUUCGAUAAACUGAGGAGAAAGGAUGUGUGGGGUGGUUAUGAAUUGUUUUUGGUUCCAUUAAAGGAUCCCACACUACAAACAGUUUUCUUUCAGGUUCCAACAUUUGCUUACGAGAAACGUCUCUCUCGAAUAGAGACUCUUCGGCUAGCGAUCACGUAUAUAAGCUUCAUGUGUGAACUUCUUCACGGCUCCCCUCAACCCCAUCACGCGUCGCAUCAUUCUUUGCACCCUCCGAGACAUGUCUUUGACGCCGACGUGCCGUGGUGCGCUUAA
This is a messenger RNA of Leptosia nina, 552 nucleotides long. NCBI's taxonomy places the organism in Eukaryota, Metazoa, Arthropoda, Insecta, Lepidoptera, Pieridae. The record is from the annotation of a GenBank genome assembly.